GACUGAUGUACAAGGAUUUAAAGGGAAAGUGAUGAGGACUGGGCGAAGGAGAAGGGAUUAUAAGGAAAGUGACAGGGAGGUUGGAAGGACAGAAUGUAAUUCAUGGAGAGAACUACAGUGGAAACGGGGGAUAAGAAAGAAAAAGGAAUGUGAUCUAGUGACACUAACUAAAAGGAAAGGGAUUUACAGGGGAGUUCUCAUAUGUGAGGUGAUGGCUUCCAGAGGGUCUAAUACGGCCAUAUCACGCAGAAACUACAGGCUGACCUCCGAACCAGAGAAGACAAAGGUCACAGGGAUUGUGAAUGAAAAGCUCCUAAACCAGUAUUUACAGCGAAUAUUCCCAGGCUCCGACAGCACUCACCAAGGCGCUGCGUACAGGAAACCUGUCACAUUUCAGAACUUGGAAGAACGUUUGGAGCGGUUAUUGUCUGCGGAGACAAGUCCUGAAGACACUGCUGACCAGGCUGUUGAAGGACGUCUGGGGCCGUCCAGCGUGGUAUUGGAUCACACAAGUGGCUUUGAGGGCUUGUUAUUAGUUGAUGACGAUCUUCUAGGGGUUAUAGGACACAGCAAUUUCAGUUCCAUAAGAGCUACCACCUGCGUGUUCAAAGGGAAAUGGGUUUACGAAGUCCUCAUCUCGUCUCAGGGUCUCAUGCAGAUUGGCUGGUGCACUUUAAACUGCAGGUUCAACCAAGAGGAGGGUGUCGGGGAUACACCAGACUCAUAUGCUUAUGAUGGGAACAGGGUCCGCAAAUGGAACGUAACAACUACAAAUUAUGGGAAGUCAUGGGCUGCUGGGGACAUUGUGAGCUGCCUGAUAGACCUGGAUGAAGGGAGCAUCUCCUUCUGUCUGAAUGGCGUGUCCCUGGGUGUAGCCUUCAGUGACAUUUCGCGGGGCUCUGGGAUGGCUUACUUCCCAGCGAUCAGCCUGUCUUUCAAAGAAUCUGUGGCAUUUAAUUUUGGCUCCCGUCCACUCCGAUAUCCUGUAGAAGGAUAUCGCCCCCUACAGGAUCCUCCCACCGCUGACCUGAUGAAAUCCCAGAAACUGCUUGGGUACCUCAAGAAUGUCCUCCGUACUGGCAUAGAUGUGCAGGGUUGUGGUUUUGGCUAUCGUUACACAAGACUCCCACACUUGUUAAAAACCAAACCGGAGGAUGCCAACCUACCGAGUCUACAGAAGCCUUGUCCAUCCACCCUUCUGCAGAGCCACAUGGCACAGCUGCUUCGGAGUGACCCAGAACUGGCUUCAAGCUUCUUGAACAGUGUCCUGAACCAACUUAACUGGGCCUUCUCUGAAUUCAUUGGCAUGAUCCAGGAGAUCCAGCAAGCAGCUGAACGUCUUGAGCGGAACUUUGUAGACAGCCGGCAGCUAAAGGUUUGCGCCACCUGCUUCGACCUGUCUGUCAGUCUUUUACGAGUUCUAGAAAUGACAGUCACUUUGGUCCCUGACAUCUUCCUGGACUGGAGCCGCUCUUCCUCUGAACUUCUUCUGCGACGACUGGCUCAGCUGCUGAACCAGGUCUUAAACAGAGUGACGGCUGAGAGAAACCUGUUUGACCGAGUGGUUAACCUCCGACUCCCAGGGUUAGAAAGCGUAGAUCAUUAUCCUAUCCUGGUGGCUGUAACGGGUAUCUUGGUGCGGCUGCUGGUUGACAGUGACACACAGGGGAUCCAGCGCGCUACAAGUGUGCUCCUUGCAGAUCCAUGCUUCCAGCUCCGCUCCAUACAGUACCUGCUGGGUCAGAUUGAACCCUUCCCAUUGGGGGCCAGUGCUCCCCCCACCGACAAGAAGCACUUCUCCUUGCAGGCAUACACGGAAUAUAUCAGCUCGGAAGAAUUGGCCAAAGUAGAGAAAAUUAUGGCGCAUCUGAGUGAGGAAUCCAAGCAGGCAGCAGCCACAACACAGCCAACCAGCGAGGAGGAUCUGUGCCCUAUAUGCUAUGCACACCAGAUCUCUGCCAUGUUCAAACCGUGCUCUCACAAGUCCUGCAAAGCUUGCAUCAAUCAGCAUCUCAUGAACAACAAAGACUGCUUCUUCUGCAAGGCCACAAUCACGGGAGUGGAAGAUUACGAGAAACCAGCUUCCACCUAGCACCCUGCUGUGCGAAGUAGUUGAGUGCGGAUCCUCUAUCAGGAACAUGCUGGCUUUUUCAGCAAAGGGUUUCAAAGAGUUUACAGCUUUAUCAGUAGACGAUAUAUAUUGACAAGCCUGGUUGUACGCUCCUGCAAGCCCCCUCAGUGCUGGAGCGGCCAAGUUUAAUAACCGUUACUUGCGGCUCGUGAGCAGGAAUCAGGUUGGUUGCUUUGUGUAACUGUAUUAACCCUCAUAUUGCUGCACUGUACACUCGGAAACACUCACACAGCUGCACCAGGCAAGACCUGCUCUAAUGUACAGAGAAAUGAUCGCUACCCUCCAGGACCUUGUGCUGCCAUAUCCGGUUUGGUCCCAGUGAGCACUGCACUUUAUUCAGAUAUCGCCUUGUGGUGCAGUAUUUGCUGGCGGCGGAGGGGGGACGAUUUCUGUUUACAGCCUAAUCUGUUUGUAUUCUUUAUAUCUGUGUCCUGUGUGUGUUCUGAGAGGACACAGAAUGAGCAUUAAAUUAUUUAUCCUGCUAAA
Messenger RNA from Bombina bombina (fire-bellied toad), 2617 nucleotides. RefSeq names its product ring finger protein 123 (gene RNF123). Gene Ontology annotation, molecular function: ubiquitin-protein transferase activity; protein binding. Lineage: Eukaryota; Metazoa; Chordata; Amphibia; Anura; Bombinatoridae. The record is from RefSeq and is a predicted model, not a curated record. Gene Ontology annotation, cellular component: cytoplasm.